AUGCCGCGGGUUCAACCACACAAAUACAUCCAUCCAUCAUAUCGCCCAUCUGCAAGCACAUACACAGCACAAGACCUCCGCACAGGCUUCAGCCCGGCCUCGCAGUCCGUCUCAGUGGUGGCAAGAAACCCACCGGGGACCGAUAACAACUCCGAGAGCAGCUGGGAGACACCCGAAGAAAGUUUAACCCCAGGCAAUCCACAGGCAGCCGAGGGCAUUAUCACCGAGAGUGAUAUAUACUAUGCGCCAAUGCCCGUGGCAAGUCAACUCAGUGAAGGUGAUGACUCAGUUCUGAUGUUGGGCUCCAACCCACGAGGGACGAAGCGGGUCCAUAAGGCUGAUGCUGAUCUGGACGUCGACAAUUCCCGACAACACCGCCGCCUAACGACCAAAGAGGAAGUGGCGCUUUUCGAAAUCUGCAACCAGAAUGCAGACACCUUUGGCAGCCGUAGCAACCUGUGCAAGUGGUGGAUAUCUGUCGCUGAUGAGUUCAAGCGCACCCACGAUGGCCGUUCAUAUUCCUGGCAUUCAGUGCGCCGCAAGGUGGAAAUGGUUACGAGACAGCGUAUCAAAGCUCUUGAGGAUCAGAGGCAGCGUGGCUCAACUGCUAGUGAGAAUCUGAUGAAUCCGCAAUGGCGUGCUGUUGUCGAUGCUUGGGUUCCAACGUGGCAGCGGUGGGAGGAUGCUGAGAACCAUCGUAUUGCGAAACGCGACGAAGUUCGGAAGCGGAAGCAGCCACCACCCAGACCACAAAGCCAGGAUCAGAGUCAGAGUCAGAGUCAGAGCCAGGUUUUAAGGAGCGGAGAGCCAUGGCGGGUUCAGCUUGGGUCUGCUACCAGUCCGGCUGAUAUUGGUCCUACAAUGAUGGGCCACUCUGCUGCAAGUCUUGGAGACCCCCUUCCAGCGGCGAGCCCGACACUCUGCACCUCGAUCCCAACCACCUCACAACCUGGACCAUUCUCCGAACAAUCCCCCACACCACUACCAACGCCCUCUUCUCUCAGACUACCACCGGGCUUCGAGAACAUGUUCUCAACCCCUACAAUGCCUGCACCAUCCGCACCUUACCGCCCUACCUCUACAACAUCAAAAGCCCCAGAUGCCGACGGCGGCGAGAUAUUCAACGCUGCUGUCCAGACCCUAAACAGAUUACACAAUCACUUCGACGAAAAAGAUCUCGACGCACCGAGAAUCUCACCCAUUUUUCAGGCUGUAGCUAAAGCAACCUCUGAAAAAGCCAAAAGGAACCACUCUUCUCAGCCCCCAUUACCACGGCAGUCACAGUCGCAGUCAUCAUCAACCAGUCCUACUCCGAUUGAUAUCGAACAGAUGAAAGAGGAGCUUCGACAAGAGAUGAAGAUUGAAAUUCGCCGUGAACUAGAACGGGAUCGAGCUGCUCUGGAAGAGAAGUUGGAUUCUGUGCAGAGGACCCAAGAGAUGAUCCUUGAGAUGUUGAGACAGGAACCUUCUUGA
Penicillium antarcticum is the source of this 1473-nucleotide messenger RNA. RefSeq lists its product as uncharacterized. The record is from RefSeq and is a predicted model, not a curated record. NCBI's taxonomy places the organism in Eukaryota, Fungi, Ascomycota, Eurotiomycetes, Eurotiales, Aspergillaceae. Bases 1 to 1473 code for a protein of 490 amino acids. The transcript has a single exon.